ACACCCAAUCGUCGCAUUAAAACAGAAGAAGAAAAUACACUCAGAGGAAUCACAUACAUGGUAUUUACACAAGAUGGAGCGCAUCUGGCAAGUAGCGGUUGUUACAGCAAUCAUUCUAGGAGUGGAUGCCCUCCCAGUAUGCGAGUUUGAGGAGGAGACAGCCACCACAACAUGUUCAGCCGGCGGUCAGGACAACAUCCUGAAGAGAGGAGUCGUUUCUGACAAUAAUAUGACCACAACCGUCAUACUAAAAAGCUGCAGGAUCACGAAAAUCGAGCUGGAAUCCUUCAACGGCUUAUUCCACUUGAAAAACUUGGAUCUAUCCAACAACAAACUCAGAAAUUUGAAGCUCGGCGUCCUGGAUGGCGCGCCUGAAGUGACACAUCUAAACCUAGCAUUCAAUUUACUUACAGAACUCCCUAUGGGUAUAUUCGAUCAGAAACAGAAGUUAGAACUGCUCGAUUUGAAAGGAAACAAACUUGUAGAUAUACAACUUGGGUUAUUCGACGCCUUAACCAGAUUAGGACAUUUGGAUCUAUCCAGUAAUGCGUUUUUAGGGAGAGAUAUAAACCCUUUUAUAUUCGACGGAAGCACAGCUAUAACGUUUAUGGAUUUUUCUGGAAGUGACAUGUCAGAGGCAGCUGAUAACCUUCUUCACGCUUUCCGGAUUCUGAGAUUCCUAAAUCUGUCUGGAUGUUCCCUGUACGAAGUACCCAAGUUUGCCACCACAUCGAACCUGCGAGCCAUGAAACAUUUGAUGCUUAUAAAUAAUCACAUUUCGAAAAUCGAAGACCAGGCAACGUUCAAGGCCCUUAUAAACUUGGAAAUUUUGAAUUUCGCUGGAAAUUCCAUAGAACUUCUUCACAAAGACGUUUUUAGAUCGCUAACGAAGCUGACGACUGUGGUUUUAUCAGGCAAUAACUUGAGGUCAAUACCAGACACCCUAUUCGAGGACUUGCGUAAAUUAACUGAGGUGGACUUGUCACAAAACCAGAUCGAAUUCGUACCUGUAAAGGCUUUCAGAGGAACAGCUUUGAAGACUUUGGACCUUAGCAAUAAUAGGUUUACUUACCUGUCGGUUAACUUUAUCUUGGAGCUAUCAAAUUCAGGGUUGAAUAGGUUCAAUUUUGAUAGGAACCCGUGGCAGUGCGCAUGUCUAAGAGACAUUCUGAAGGAAGCCAAAGCGAUGAGGAUUGAGUACAGCAGUCACAGAUACAACGGCAAGUAUAAGGAGUGUGUCACUACUAAGGAGUUCCGGUGCAAAAGACAACCGGAUAUCAAUAGACUGUUCGUAAAUAUGUACUAUAAUAACAGAAGUUAAUUAAUUUUUAAUAAAAGCCUGUUUCAGUGGCUAAGUCUGAAA
Pectinophora gossypiella (pink bollworm) is the source of this 1363-nucleotide messenger RNA. Its product is annotated as insulin-like growth factor-binding protein complex acid labile subunit. The transcript has 2 exons. Gene Ontology annotation, cellular component: plasma membrane. The record is from RefSeq and is a predicted model, not a curated record. Gene Ontology annotation, molecular function: protein binding. Lineage: Eukaryota; Metazoa; Arthropoda; Insecta; Lepidoptera; Gelechiidae. Bases 74 to 1321 code for a protein of 415 amino acids.